AUGACGACCGAAGAUGAACGUCGAGAUAAAUCAACAUUAUUAGAAGGUGUUGAAGAAAAAAUCAAAGAUAUUACAAAUAAACUUUAUGUUGUUUUGGCUGCAUUAAUUAAAGGUAAUCGAGUUAAUUGUUCAAAUUUUGCUCAAAGUGCUCGACUUAAUUGGCUUGUUAAUCGUUUACAAUCCCAACAAGCAUCAAGUGGAGUAUUAGAAGUACUUCAUAGUAUACUUGUUGAUAGUCCAGAAGUAUUAAAUAUGAUUACAGAAUCACAUAUACUUGCAAUUAUUGGAUUACUUGAUAGAAAUGGUCGAGAUCCAAAAGUACUUGAUGUUUUGUGUUCACUUUGUGUUAAUAAUGGUGUAGCUGUUCGUGCUAAUCAAAAUCUUAUUUGGGAAAGUCUCAUACAAAGACGAGAUCUUCUUUUACAAACUGCUUUAGUUGAUCAUGUUACUUGCAUGCGUUCAAAUAUUGUUGUUGGAGUUGAAGAUGGUGAAUCAAUGUAUAAAAAAUGGUAUUUUGAAGUUAUUAUUGAUCAUAUAGAACAAGUAACACAUGUUCAACCACAUAUUUGUAUUGGUUGGACAACAACACAUUUUCAACCAUCACCUGGUCAUGAUGAUGGAUUUUCAUCAAAUGGUAUUGGUGAUAAUACAUAUUCAUAUGGUUUUGAUGGUCAAAAUAUUUGGUUUGCUGGUCGUGCAUAUGAUGUAUCAAAUAAUGAUAUAAAGCAAGUCGGUUUUUAA
Messenger RNA from Rotaria sp. Silwood2, 741 nucleotides. Lineage: Eukaryota; Metazoa; Rotifera; Eurotatoria; Philodinida; Philodinidae. The record is from the annotation of a GenBank genome assembly.